Molecule: messenger RNA, 2339 nt
Organism: Osmerus eperlanus (European smelt)
Lineage: Eukaryota; Metazoa; Chordata; Actinopteri; Osmeriformes; Osmeridae
Gene: eloal
Product: elongin A, like
Exons: 11
Coding region: 79-2169 (696 amino acids)
Biological process (GO): transcription elongation by RNA polymerase II
Cellular component (GO): nucleus; elongin complex
Source: RefSeq, a predicted model, not a curated record
GCCCAUUAUAAAUUGACUCAUGGUUGUUAACUUGCGCGUUUGGAUCUGCAGGUGGCUAGAUACACGUGAACAGCCGUAAUGGCCACCUCUGAUGUGUCGAAGAAAGUGUUGCGGUUAAAACUUAAGCUCACAGAAUCGACAGAAUCAAAGACGGUCCUGGAAACUUUAAACAAACUACAGGAACUAGACAUCACCAUAGAUGUUCUUGCAGAAACUGGCAUUGGCAAAGCUGUGAACUCUUUUCGUAAGCAUGGAGAUGCUGGCGAGGUUGCCAAGUCACUUGUGAGGCACUGGAAGAAACUAGUCCCCAAAGAAUCUCAGAGCCACACAGAGGAUGGUGCAACUUCACAGACCAAACAUUUCAAAACUGCAAAGAGCCAAAUCAAUUCAGCGGAGGGAUGUGUAAAAACUGAGGACCACAAUGAACUAGAUUUAAAGCAGAAAUGUUCAGAAAUGGAUGACAAAGAUUACGUAACUUAUGAGGACCAGUUAAAACCAGAGGAGAAAAAGAAAGACCUUUUGGCGAGAGAUGAACCACAAGAGAUAGACAGAAAGCUGGAGGCAGAGAAAAAGGGUAAAGAAGAGAUGGAGAGAAAUAAGAAAAAGGGGGAAGAGAGAAAGAGGGAGAGAGAGGAAAUAAAGGCAGAGGUAGAGAAAAUGGAUGUUAGUCAAGAAAAUGAAAGGAAGUCACCUGAAUUAAAGAAGCAUUUUAAAUGUGAACGUGAAAGAAGGGAGAAUCUGAAUAAAAAAGUAGAGAGACGAGAGAAGAAAGGAUACGUCCCUUUGAAGAUGCAUCAUAACCAUGGUAUGGAUUCUGAGAAUGAUGACUUUCUACAAUCAAAGAAUGAUCACAAGAAAAGCAGGCCUGUGUCCAACGAAGGUCCUAAAACUAAUUCAGAUAUAUGCAAAGGGAAUGGGACAAAGAGAGUCUCUGGUAAGAAACCUCAGUCAUGUCCAACAUCCUUUUCUAGAGAAACUAAAUCAGAAUGUGAUGGCAACCGAACACUGUUCAAUAUUGAUAGUCUCCAAGUUAACAAAAAAGCUGAGAAUGAAGCAGCUUUGUUGGCAGGCGUUCAUAAGAGGGGGCCAUGUGAAGGGAAGCAAAAAUGCAUUAAAACCAAAGAUCAGACAGCACACAAGAAAAACUCUAAGAAUCUCAAAAGUACGAAAGUGUUCAAUGAUACAGAAAAGGACCUUGAACUGCCCUCUAUGUCUUUUGAGUCCUGUCUGAGUUAUGACUUCAAAGCACCCAAGAGGAAAAAAAGAUCUGGGCACAGUGAAAAGCCAGCAAAAAAACAUAAUACCUGUGAGAAAGAAGAGGGACCAGUUAAGGGUAAGACGGGAUCAGUGAUGGACUUACUCAAUGUUCCUUUGCCAGCAUUUCUACCAGAGUGUGAUGAGCUCUCAAAUUUCCAGUACAUAACCGUGAAAGAGGAGGAGAGAACAUCCAGAGCCUCUGAUGUCCCACAGGAGGCUACUAUAUUUACGGGCCAAAGGCUGAAUAAGAAGAUGCAGGUCUACUCUGGAGUCAAGACCACCUUCCUCCCAUCCAUGAUGACCCUGUACCAACAAUGCAUCCGUGCACUACAGAACAACAUUGACUUGCUCUAUGAGAUAGGAGGGGUCCCAUUUGAAAUUCUUCAGCCGGUGUUGGAGCGAUGCACACCCUACCAGCUGCAACGUAUUGAGGAAUGCAACCCAGUCUAUGUUGGACUGACUGAACUCCUAUGGGAGAGGCACUGUCGGAGGGACUUCAGGAACGCCCAGCUAGAGGAGUACGAGUCCUGGAGAGAGAUGCACCUUAGACUGUCUGAGGAGAGAGAGAGGAAACUGCAGCAACUGACAAAGACCAUAGUCUCUGCUCAUUCUGGGAAACCGAAAGGACGUCAGGUGAAGCUGGCAUUCAUCAAUUCUAUUGCCAAGCCACCCAGAAAUGUCCGUAUUCAGCAGGAGAUCUAUGGAACCGCUCAUCCCUUGCAGCAGCCUCAUCCUCUGGACAGACCCAGUCCCAAAGCUCAAGACAACAGACCCAGACCCAGCUAUGCAGAACCAGCCAAACCUUCGACCACAGCUUCUGGGCCUAGUCAAGCACCAGACUCAAAAAGAGGAAGAGUUGCUCCUAUGAUGGCGAAAUCCUUGAAAGCCUUUAAGAAGCUGGGACGAAGAUGAUUGCCCUGAGGCAAGAUGGACCAGGAAAUGGUUAUGUCAAAGGGUACUUUCUUGAUAGAUUUCUUGUUAUUUCUUGUGAAACAAACUCUUUAAGUACUAAUGCUGAUGUUUGUGCUUAAACGUGUGUGCUUAUCAAACACCCAGUGAACUACACUAUUAAACAUGAUAAA